AUGCGCCGGCUGCCUCGGCGAAUGGCUGUCAGUUCUGGGAAGAAGGGUCCCUGGGAAAGAGCUUGGCAAGACUUCGUGCGCCUGGACCGCAAUGCAGAACUCCACGGCUCCCGGCGCAUCGGUGUCGGUUGUGCUGACUCCGAUGUUGAUGUGGUGAGCUCCUUGACUCUGAAACAGCUGGUGGAUAUGCUGAGGUCGAAUGCAUCAGCAUCACCCGCUCGGGAAUUUGAGCUGCUUGAGCAUGUCAGCUGGGCGCGGGUUCCACGAGUAAUUCUCAAACAUAAGCUGACCAACAUCGAGGUCGACGUCAUCAACUGCCAGCUCGAUCAUCAGUCGCAUGAGAGGGACGAGGUGGUGCAAGUGCUGCUCGAUGCUUGUCCGUUGGCUCGCGACUUCGUGGUUCGCAUCGGUGAGUGGGUACAUGCACAUACGGCAGUGAUGCCGCCCAAGCAAGGCUUUCCUAACACCUACACCUUUCGCAUGGUCGGCUUCCACCUUUUGCAAACCCGGAAGCCUGGGCCCUUAUUGCCUGCGCUGGCUCCAAGCGGCGCAAUUCUGAGGGACAUCCCAAUGCUGGAAACUCACGAAGAUGUCCGCCAACUUUUUGAAGACUGGCUGAGCCUGCUGGUGGAAGCUUCGGCCCUAAGCUGUUCCUAG
Messenger RNA from Symbiodinium sp. CCMP2592, 657 nucleotides. The record is from the annotation of a GenBank genome assembly. NCBI's taxonomy places the organism in Eukaryota, Dinophyceae, Suessiales, Symbiodiniaceae.